This is a messenger RNA of Adineta steineri, 723 nucleotides long. The record is from the annotation of a GenBank genome assembly. NCBI's taxonomy places the organism in Eukaryota, Metazoa, Rotifera, Eurotatoria, Adinetida, Adinetidae.
AUGUCUACUGCUCCUAGUCUUAGCUUUUCGAUCAGCAACAAACGUAAACAAAUCUUAAUAUGUGAUGGAUUUAUUUUUCAAUUAAACCGUACUCGACCAAGGUUGAAGUACUGGCGAUGUAAAGAUCGAACUUGUUCAGCUUAUAUUCAUACGGAUCACAAGAAUCAAUAUGUUGGUAAAUCUGGCGAUCAUAAUUUACAUUUACCAGUGCCUGAACAAGUCGAAGUUGCACUAUUUAAAGAAAAGGUGAAAGAACGAGUUUUGAAAGAAACAACGGCUAUUGGAAAGAUUUACGAUAAGGAAAUGGCUUCUCUUACUCUAAGUGACGGUGCUCUUAAUUUAAUUCCAUUGCCAGAAGAAGCAAAAGCAUCGCUUAAUCGUUUACGACGGCAAACAACACCACCAUUACCAACAUCGUCUUUUUUCGAUGUUCCCGAUGCUUAUUCAACGACAACCACUGGUGCACAUUUUUUAUUUAGUGACACAGUUGUUCGAAAGAAGCGCGUGAUAUUGUUUGCAACAGAUGAGCAAUUACGUAUGCUUUUUUCAACAAAAACUAUUAUGAUCGAUGGAACAUUUUCGGCAUGUGUACCACAGUUCGAUCAAGUGUUUUCAUUGCAUUGCGUGAAAUUUUCCAUGUGCUAUUGGGUUGUUGCCUGGUCGGACUGCUACAAUAUACAAGCAUGUCUUCGAGGUAUUGGAUGCAGCAGCUCAACGUCUUAA